CGUUUGUUUGAAAAUGGCUACGGAGAAAGACUUGGUGAACGCGGUGAGGGAUUCCCUCGAAGCGGGGGGUGAACUUGGGCGGAUUAAAGCGGAGAUGCGCAGUGAAGUUAUGAAAUUGUUGGAUGGUUCUGCAGCGUCUAAUCGGGGGAAGAGGCCCGAGUCCCCGCGGGACGUUGUUAUUUUGAAUGAGUUGAUACGAGAGUAUUUGGAUUGGAUUGGGUACAAAUACACGUUAAAUGUUCUCAUAUCAGAAUGUGAAUUUGGAAAACAACCCCUGGAUCGUACAUUCCUAGCCCAGGACUUGGGAGUAAAAGAGACUGACAACACGAAGAAAUUACCCCUCCUCUUCAGCCUCGUGGAGACAUUCAGAAGUCUCAACACCUCUCAAGAAUAGUCCAAUUAUUAAAAUGAUAUUUCAUCCAAAAGUGCCCCUCAAUCGACUCCAAAUGUAAUUUAUAACCAAUUAAUUUUAAGGUAAUAUUUGAUUAAAGACUCCACAGUUCAUUAUAAGAAUGUUCAUACCCCUUAUUUAUUUUUUAAAGAACUACUCUGUUUAUUCUCUCUUUAUAAUAUCGACAGAACAUUAUGAAAGUACAAUAUAAUUAUAAUAAUAUCGA
Molecule: messenger RNA, 617 nt
Organism: Diachasma alloeum
Lineage: Eukaryota; Metazoa; Arthropoda; Insecta; Hymenoptera; Braconidae
Product: lisH domain-containing protein FOPNL
Exons: 3
Coding region: 14-394 (126 amino acids)
Biological process (GO): microtubule anchoring
Cellular component (GO): microtubule organizing center
Molecular function (GO): protein binding
Source: RefSeq, a predicted model, not a curated record